GGCCCGGCGGCGAACGCCCGCAGGGAGAGCGGUGCUGCGCGGCGAGCAUCGGGGACCGCAUCGGCGGCCGGCGCCCAGGCCUUGCCAUCCCCAAUGGCACAAGUUCAAGGUGAAGUGGACAACAUGGAGGGCCCACCAGCCUCCAACAACAACAACAACCCUGCAGCCCGCUGGGAGAGUCCAGAUAGGGGCUGGGAUCGGGAACCUCCAGCGGCUGCCAACACCACUGCGGCUUCCCUCUUCGAGUGCUCUAGGAUCAAGGCCUUAGCAGAUGAGCGAGAGGCUGUGCAGAAGAAAACCUUCACCAAGUGGGUGAAUUCGCACCUCGCCCGCGUGGGCUGCCACAUCGGGGACCUCUAUGCAGACCUUCGGGAUGGGUUUGUGCUUACUCGGCUCCUGGAAGUGCUGUCCGGGGAGCAGCUGCCGAGGCCCACUCGCGGUCGCAUGCGGAUCCACUCGCUGGAGAACGUGGACAAGGCCCUGCAGUUCCUGAAAGAGCAGCGUGUGCACCUGGAGAAUGUGGGGUCACAUGACAUCGUGGAUGGGAACCACCGGCUGACGCUGGGGCUGGUCUGGACCAUCAUCCUGCGCUUCCAGAUCCAAGUCAUCAGAAUCGAGACAGAAGACAACAGAGAGACCCGCUCAGCCAAGGAUGCUCUGCUCUUGUGGUGCCAGAUGAAAACGGCUGGUUACCCUGAGGUAAACAUCCAGAAUUUCACCACCAGCUGGAGAGAUGGCCUGGCCUUCAAUGCCCUCAUUCACCGUCACAGGCCUGAUCUUGUGGACUUCAGCAAACUCACCAAGUCCAACGCCAACUACAACCUGCAGAGAGCUUUCCGCACAGCCGAGCAGCACCUGGGGCUAGCACGUCUGCUGGACCCCGAAGACGUGAACAUGGAGGCUCCAGAUGAGAAGUCCAUCAUCACCUAUGUGGUCUCCUUCUACCACUACUUCUCCAAGAUGAAGGCUCUGGCUGUGGAGGGAAAGCGAAUUGGGAAGGUCCUGGACCAAGUGUUGGAAGUGGACAAGAUCAUAGAGCGCUACGAGGAGCUGGCAGCGGAGCUGCUGGCCUGGAUCCACCGCACCGUGGGCCUCAUCAGCAACCAGAAGUUCGCCAACUCCCUGAGUGGGGUGCAGCAGCAGCUGCAGGCGUUCACCGCCUACUGUACGCUGGAGAAACCCGUCAAGUUUCAGGAGAAGGGGAACUUGGAGGUGCUACUCUUCAGUAUCCAGAGCAAACUGCGCGCCCACAACCGGCGCCUCUUUGUGCCUCGGGAAGGCUGUGGCAUCUGGGAUAUUGACAAGGUGAGCGCCUUAGUUUGUGUUUAUUGCUGUGAAGAGACACCAUGA
Microtus ochrogaster (prairie vole) is the source of this 1350-nucleotide messenger RNA. It is a transcript of the gene Sptbn4, whose product is annotated as spectrin beta chain, non-erythrocytic 4-like. Lineage: Eukaryota; Metazoa; Chordata; Mammalia; Rodentia; Cricetidae. Gene Ontology annotation, molecular function: structural constituent of cytoskeleton; actin binding; phospholipid binding. The transcript has 10 exons. The record is from RefSeq and is a predicted model, not a curated record. Bases 94 to 1350 code for a protein of 418 amino acids. Gene Ontology annotation, cellular component: spectrin.